Molecule: messenger RNA, 656 nt
Organism: Phymastichus coffea
Lineage: Eukaryota; Metazoa; Arthropoda; Insecta; Hymenoptera; Eulophidae
Gene: Roc2
Product: RING-box protein 2
Exons: 2
Coding region: 192-527 (111 amino acids)
Biological process (GO): protein ubiquitination; ubiquitin-dependent protein catabolic process
Cellular component (GO): Cul5-RING ubiquitin ligase complex; nucleus
Molecular function (GO): zinc ion binding; cullin family protein binding; ubiquitin protein ligase activity
Source: RefSeq, a predicted model, not a curated record
UAUUGUCCUGGCUUAUAGUUAUAACAGAAUAAUAACAGAACAUUUUUGUACAUAAGGACGAGUCGAAUUACUCCUUGUGUGAUCUAUACUCUUGAAUUUAUACUGUAUAAAAUAAAAUAAAAACAAGUUUGUAAGUAGAACUACUUAUAUCAGUAGGUUUAUCAGAAAAGGUUACAGAGACGUAGACGAAAAUGGGUGAUACAGAGCAAGACAAUUUAGAGCGCGGUGACGGUGAUAAUAAUAAGAAUGAUAAAAUGUUUACAUUGAAAAAGUGGAAUGCCGUAGCCAUGUGGAGCUGGGACGUCGAAUGUGACACUUGUGCGAUUUGCCGUGUUCAAGUUAUGGACGCGUGCCUACGCUGCCAGGCGGAGAGCAAGAAGGACUUCUACGGCAAGCAAGACUGCGUGGUGGUCUGGGGCGAGUGCAACCACUCCUUCCACUACUGCUGCAUGUCGCUGUGGGUCAAGCAGAACAACCGGUGCCCGCUCUGCCAGCAGGAGUGGUCCAUCCAGCGCAUGGGCAAAUGAGUCGCCGCUCGCGUUCUUCGCGUGCUUCGAGCUCUUCGUCGUCUACUUCGCUCCAUCCCCGCGCCUUCGCGCCGCGAGCAUGAAUCAUUGUGAUAAAAACCUCAUUAGCCUUAAUAAAUUUGCUUCGAU